This is a messenger RNA of Symbiodinium necroappetens, 759 nucleotides long. NCBI's taxonomy places the organism in Eukaryota, Dinophyceae, Suessiales, Symbiodiniaceae. The record is from the annotation of a GenBank genome assembly.
AUGUGGUCCUGUGAGGCAGGCGGUGUGGAGUAUCCACCUGGAUAUGGGGUACACGGCACCGGCCUUCCGAUGCACCUCGUGUACUUUGACAACCAGCUCGAUGUGCAGAAGGGCAGAGAGAGGAUCGCCUUCAAUCGACUUCGAGACGAUGCGCGCUCGACGAACAUGAUCGCCUCCUGCUGCAAGGCCCUGCUUUGCGUCGAGCAUCCUGGCUACGUCGGCCAGUCGGUGCUGCUCUUCCCGGACUUCAUUACCAUCUUGGGGGUUCCGCCCCUCCUCCCUCCGGCCUGCCGCAUCUUCAUCAAGGACUGGCCUGCAGAUGCCUAUGCCAAGCUGCCCCCGAAGCCGGGCAUCUGGUGGGAGGAGGGUAAAAUGUACGGCCACAGCGAGCAACACAAGGCCCUCGCAGGCAAAAGCGUGGAAGGCAUGCUGCAGGCCAUGCCCCUAAGCGCGAUCGGUGAGACCUUCCAACAACUCCUCGAGGCCGUGGGCGGAAAGGUCGAAGUCCUCGGCCUCCCCGAGGGCCCCAACAGCAGGCGCAAGAAGAGAGUCGAAACCCUGCAUAGUGGUUUCAGGACUUCAUCGCCGUCGGCUUGGGACAAGCGGUCGGUCGGACUCCUCUUGAGUCACUAUGUAAGUGAUCGAAUGGUAUGUAAUAUGUUAUUACAACAGAGACAGUCAUUCGGAGUUGCCCGAGGCAGGCCCGUAAGUUGGUUUUCAGACUCACAACACCGGUCAUUCCAUAACGGGUGCCCGUAA